Messenger RNA from Carassius auratus (goldfish), 489 nucleotides. RefSeq names its product myomesin-3-like. The record is from RefSeq and is a predicted model, not a curated record. NCBI's taxonomy places the organism in Eukaryota, Metazoa, Chordata, Actinopteri, Cypriniformes, Cyprinidae. The coding region runs from base 1 to 489 and encodes 162 amino acids. The transcript has 5 exons.
AUGGACUACUUUGACUUUGACUUUGUGAUUGUGCCGUUUUCUUCCUCAGAUCUGGAGAGGCUGACAGAACUCAGCUGGCAUGUGAGAAACCCACUGAUCGCUCUGAAGUCUGAAGGCUGGCAGGUGGACGUGUCCGAGCAGGGAAGUGUCCGUCUGUGGCUUCAGACCGAGGCUCUCAGCAGCGCCGCGGUGCUUCGGCUCAUCCUCAACGACGCAGAGAUCUCCAGCACACCGACUCGUAAGAUUAACUUUGACAAGGCACAGGGUCUGGUGGAGAUCCUGUUUGAUCAGAUUUCAGGAGACGACGAGGGCUCGUACACCGCACAGCUCAAAGACGGCCGGGCCAAGAACCAGUUCACUCUGGUGUUUGUGGAUAAGAAGUUUCGAGACACACUGGCCAAAUCUCAGGCCAACAGACACAACUGGAAGAGAAAGCUGGGUGAGUCGACAGACAGAUCGAGAUGCAUUAAUUCGGAGAACAGCAUAUAA